Molecule: messenger RNA, 746 nt
Organism: Colletotrichum godetiae
Lineage: Eukaryota; Fungi; Ascomycota; Sordariomycetes; Glomerellales; Glomerellaceae
Exons: 1
Coding region: 490-726 (78 amino acids)
Source: RefSeq, a predicted model, not a curated record
CCCUGCCAUGCUCUGCCUUACAAAAAAAAAAAAAAAAAAGGCUGUGUACCGUGCACCCGUACGAUCCAGGAUCCAUCAGAGAAGGCCGCACAUGCGGCAUAAGUCAACGCUCAUCUCCCCUCUCCUCCGGGAUUCUUCGUCCGCGAACAAGGAGCAUUAUACAUCGAGCGUCCCCAUCGCCAAUGGACGUUUAAUAUAUUCUAGACCCCAUCUACCUGCCUGUCCGCGCCAUUCACGUAAGUACGAAUCAGCCCAAUUACUUUGCUCCUUCUACUUAGCGAAUUCCAAGGUAGCCAAGUGAAGAGAGGAUGCUGGUAGGCCGACAAGUCGAAGCAGAGAGUCUCCAUAAAAACCAAAGAAGUACCAAUGUCGGAUGAACCAGGCUGUAUGAGCAAGUGGUCGUCUUCCCUCUGUACUUAGGCGCCUCGCUACUCUCCAUGUUAGAGCCGUAUUACUUCCAUUGGUGCCUCGAAAUAGUUAAGAGGUGCAAUGACAAGUAUGUUCAGAGACUCAGACUCUUUCCUAAGUUCUGCUAUGUUGAGCCUUGCUCUAUCAGUCGUUCUUUUUCCCCACUCGUCCCACACCUGUCACCCAUUUAGGCGCUUCAAGGCGGCCGCACGGAAAGAGAGAGAGAGAGACAGAGACCAGACAGAGCAAACCACACUACGGAGUACCUUGGACGAGUUUCUGGGAAACAGGGAGACGUUCUGCUCCGGUGGGCUGUAACAUCGCUACGGAUACAGCCU